UAAACUACAUUCUUUUGCCUCAAGUCUUUGAAAGCAAGAAAAUUCAAGAUCAUCCAUGUCUGCCGCCAGCCAGAAACAAGCCUCAGCCCCGACAUCAUCAUAUUAUUCAUCACCUUAUUUCUUAAGUUCAUCCGCUAAUCCAGGAAACAUCCUCGUUUCAUGUCUGCUUAACGGAGAAAAUUAUCCAACAUGGCGUUGGGCAAUGUCGAAUGCACUUCGUGCCAUGAACAAGUUUUGCUUCGUUGAUGGAUCUUUGCCCAAGCCUAAUGCCGAAAAUCCUGACGUGAAAGUUUGGGAAAUCUGCAAUUCAAUGGUCAUAUCUUGGUUGUUUAAUUCCAUUGCCCCGGGAUUACAUGCUAGUGUUGCGUAUUUCGAAGAUGCUCAUGAUAUGUGGGAUGAUUUAGAGCAGAGAUUUUCACAAGGCAGCAAUACUCAAAGAGCAGUACAUGAACUGAAGAGGGAGAUAGCCAGAGCACGGCAAGGUAAUUCAUCUGUUGCGGCUUAUUUUGCCAAAUUGAAUGACCUAUGGGAAGAAUUAGGGACGUAUUCGAAGGUUCCAAAGUGCACUUGCGUUGCAGCCAAGGAUUUUGAUGAAGUGGAAAGAGAUCAAGUAAGAUUGCACCAAUUUCUUAUGGGUCUGAAUGAUUGUUAUAGUGAUGUUUGUUCUCAAAUUUUAAGCAUGGAGCCGUUACCAAGAUUGAACAGUGCAUAUGCCUUGGUUUGCAAGGAAGAAAAACAACAAGUGUUGAUAGCAAGCCGCGAACGCUCAAUUGAAUCAGCAGUCUCUUCUGUUGUACAAUAUUUAAAUGGGAUUCAUGGAGGGAAUACAAAGAAUGGAUUUCAAGAACAGUCCACAACCUCGAAAAGGUAUGAACAUUGCAAGUGCUUUGAGUUAGUUGGAUACCCAGCAGGUUGGCAAAGCAGGGGGAGGUUUUUGAAAGAACAUCCCACCUUGUCUAAUAUACAGGAGAAGACAGAGAGCAGCAGUGAUGAAUGCAAUGCAUCGUCAUCUUCAUCAUCUAGUUACAGGAUUGUAGAGCGGGAAGAAGUUGAAAAUAGGAUCAGCAGAGAUGGGAGGGGUCGAAGCGGAGUUGGGAAAUUCUCAAGGGAGGAGCAGCUGAUUCCUACAGAGCGAAUGGUUGCUCAUGCUUUAGGUUUGAUUCGUUUGAAAUGCUCAAGGGAUGGCUUGCUUGAGAACGCAGUGAGGGAAAGAAAUUUGACAAGGCCUAAGGCCCUUUAGUUUUCUCACCCAACUAAACUACAUCUAUCAGUUCAGUUCUAUUUCCUUUGAAAGUUAGGUCUAAAUUCAAGUCAUGGAAUGGGUAAAUGAGCAAGGGAAUAUGUAAAGAGAUGGAAGAGAACUACCUCUAUUUUGUAACCUUCGAUCAAGCUUAUUAUUCCAUGUACAUUAAAAGAAAUCAUUUUAA
This is a messenger RNA of Rubroshorea leprosula, 1427 nucleotides long. The record is from the annotation of a GenBank genome assembly. Lineage: Eukaryota; Viridiplantae; Streptophyta; Magnoliopsida; Malvales; Dipterocarpaceae.